GUUGACAAUGGACCGUUUGUACAGCAGCAUUAUUUGCAACACUUUACGCUCUGUCUUUCUGCUUAGCUUAUUGCUUCUCUUUUCAAGUUUCACCUCUUUGGCAAAUGCAAAGACUCACUACCAUGACUUUGUUGUUCAAGCAACAAAAGUUAAGAGGUUAUGCGAAACCCACAAUUCUAUCACGGUUAAUGGGCAGUUCCCAGGUCCAACCUUGGAAGUGAACAAUGGCGAUACUUUAGUGAUACAUGUUACAAACAAAGCCCGAUAUAAUGUCACUAUUCACUGGCAUGGUGUCAGACAAAUGUUAACAGCAUGGGCAGACGGACCAGAGUUUAUCACACAAUGUCCGAUCAGGCCAGGGGGAAGCUACACCUACAGGUUCACGAUCUCAGGACAAGAAGGAACAUUAUGGUGGCAUGCACAUAGCUCCUGGCUUCGAGCUACUGUUUAUGGUGCUAUAAUUAUUCACCCAAAACAAGGAUAUUCUUACCCGUUCCCAGUGCCAAAGUGUGAAUCGGUCAUUGCUCUUGGUGAAUGGUGGGAUGCUAACCCGAUAGAUGUAAUAAGAGAAGCCACAAGAACUGGAGCAGCUCCAAAUGUUUCUGAUGCUUACACCAUCAAUGGACAACCUGGGGAUCUCUACAAAUGCUCUAGCAAAGAUACCGUCAAAGUACCCAUAAAUUCAGGAGAGACGAGCCUCCUUCGUGUGAUAAAUUCAGCUUUAAAUCAACAACUUUUCUUCACCAUUGCCAACCACAAACUUACUGUGGUAGGAGCCGACGCAUCUUAUGUAAAACCAUUCACCACCAAAGUCCUCAUGCUUGGACCAGGUCAAACCACAGAUGUACUCAUCAAGGCUGACCAGCCACCGGGCAGAUACUACAUUGCUGCGAGAGCUUAUGCCAGCGCACAAGGUGCUCCUUUUGAUAAUACGACCACCACCGCCAUCUUGGAGUACAAAAACGCAACAUCCAAGCCCAUUAUGCCACCUCUUCCAGCAUACAAUGACACUGCAACUGCCACCGCCUUCACCACCAGCUUCAGAAGUCUCGAAAAAUCACUUGUUCCCACCGAAAUUGAUCACAAUCUUUUUAUCACUGCUGGGCUUGGAAUCAACCAAUGCCCGCCAAAGACCCGUGCUAGAAACUGUCAGGCCCCCAAUGGGACCCGUUUCACUGCUAGCAUGAACAACGUAUCUUUUGCACUCCCGUCCAAUUACUCCAUACUUCAGGCAUAUCACCAAGGAAUCCCGGGUGUUUUCACCACUGACUUCCCAGCCAAACCUCCGGUUGUCUUUGAUUAUACUGGUAAUGUAAGCAGGUCUUUAUGGCAGCCUAUUCGUGGAACUAAGGUCUACAAGAUGAAAUACGGGUCAAGGGUGCAGAUAGUGUUGCAAGGUACAAAUAUCUUCACUGCUGAGAACCACCCAAUCCAUCUUCAUGGAUAUGAUUUCUAUAUACUUGCAGAAGGAUUUGGAAACUUUAACCCAAAAACUGACACUGCAAAAUUCAACCUCGUGGAUCCACCUCUCAGAAAUACAGUUAGCUUACCAGUCAAAGGAUGGGCAGUCAUUAGAUUUGUGGCUGAUAAUCCUGGUACCUGGAUUAUGCACUGCCACUUGGAUGUUCACAUUGGCUGGGGUUUGGCCACAGUGUUUAUUGUAGAAGAUGGGGCUGGGCCACUGCAGAAAUUGGAGAAACCGCCACCAGAUUUCCCUGUGUGUUGA
Messenger RNA from Erigeron canadensis, 1726 nucleotides. RefSeq names its product laccase-12-like. Gene Ontology annotation, biological process: lignin catabolic process. Lineage: Eukaryota; Viridiplantae; Streptophyta; Magnoliopsida; Asterales; Asteraceae. Gene Ontology annotation, cellular component: apoplast. Gene Ontology annotation, molecular function: hydroquinone:oxygen oxidoreductase activity; copper ion binding. The record is from RefSeq and is a predicted model, not a curated record. The transcript has 6 exons. Bases 8 to 1726 code for a protein of 572 amino acids.